Messenger RNA from Dendronephthya gigantea, 3233 nucleotides. Its product is annotated as lysosomal alpha-mannosidase-like. NCBI's taxonomy places the organism in Eukaryota, Metazoa, Cnidaria, Anthozoa, Malacalcyonacea, Nephtheidae. Gene Ontology annotation, biological process: mannose metabolic process. The transcript is spliced from 6 exons. The coding region runs from base 45 to 3038 and encodes 997 amino acids. Gene Ontology annotation, molecular function: alpha-mannosidase activity; carbohydrate binding. Gene Ontology annotation, cellular component: lysosome. The record is from RefSeq and is a predicted model, not a curated record.
UAUAAAUUUAAGUAAUAUUUUUCAUAGUUUUGACAAUCAUCAUUAUGUUUGCGUCUGGUGUAUCAGGUGGAAUUUUAAUAUUAUUUCUUGCUUCUUCGGUGUUCUAUAUUCGUCCUGGGACUGCUUUCGUUUGCAGCAAUUACGCCGAAAAAUCUAGAAAUGCUAACGAGGUAUUACAAGUCCAUAUUGUACCUCAUACGCAUGACGAUGUAGGCUGGCUGAAGACUGUUGAUCAGUAUUAUUAUGGGGGCAACAAUAGCAUUCAGAGAGCUGGUGUGCAAUAUAUUCUUGAUUCAGUGAUACCUGCUUUAGAUUCUAACCCCUUGAGGCGUUUCAUCUAUGUGGAAAUGGCGUUCUUUAAAAGAUGGUGGGUCCAACAGACCCCUGCAAUGCAAGCACAGGUCCAAGCAAUAGUUGAAAGAGGUCAGUUGGAGUUUGUUAACGGAGGUUGGUGCAUGAAUGAUGAAGGAACAACUCAUUAUAAUGCUAUUAUUGACCAAAUGACCCAUGGAUUACAAUUUAUUGCAAACAAUUUUGGCUCAAAAGCUCAACCACGGGUUGCAUGGCAUAUUGACACUUUUGGUCACUCAGCCGAACAGGCUUCCUUGUUUGCACAAAUGUCUUUUGAAGGAUUUUUCUUCUCUCGAAUACAUCAUGCAGAUAUGGAAAAGCGAACUGAAGAACAAAGGAUGGAACUCAUGUGGCAGGGUAGCAAAAGUCUUGGUAAAGCCUCAGAAAUUUUUACAGGAGUUUUAUACCAUGGUUAUAGUCCACUGGAAGGAUUCUGCUUUGACAUACUUUGUGAUGACCCACCCAUUCAAGAUGACCCUCAGUUAUUUGAUAACAAUGUAAAAGAGAGAGUGGAAUUGUUUAUUAAUGAAACAUGUGAACAAGCACUACAUUACAAGUCAGGACAUAUUAUGCUCACAAUGGGAGAUGAUUUUAAUUACCAAAAUGCUGAAAUGUGGUUUAAGAACUUGGAUAAAUUAAUUGAUUAUGUAAAUAAGGAUGGAAGAGUGAAUGUAUUUUACUCAACACCAUCAAAUUAUAUUGAUGCAGUAAAAGGAAUUGAAUUGGAAUUGAAGAAAGAUGAUUUUUUCCCUUAUGCCAAUUGUCUGCACUGUUACUGGUCUGGAUAUUUCACCAGCAGACCUGCAUUUAAAGGUUAUGUCAGAAGAAGUAACAAUUUACUGCAGGUAUGUAAACAACUUGAAGUCCUGGGCAAUCUUCAUGAUCCCGACUUCAGUUCACAAACAUUACGAGAUGCAAUGGCUGUAGCUCAACAUCACGAUGCGGUAACUGGAACAGAAAAACAACAUGUUGUAAAUGAUUAUGCCAAACGACUGGCAAUUGGAGCUAAACAAUGCAAGAUGGUUAUCAACUCUACCCUGAACAAAUUGAUCCAAAGGGAAAGUUAUGAAUACACUUUCUGUGAUUACCUCAAUGUCAGUGCUUGUUCUGCUACAGAAACCUCCAAGACUUUUAUUAUUGCUGUAUACAACCCAAUUGCUCGACCAAUAGAGACGAACAUUCGAGUUCCAGUAUCCAGUAGGUCUAUGGUGGUUUAUGGCCCGGAUGGUGAACCAGUGUCGUUUUCGAUACAACCCGUAACAAAAGUGACUAGGAUUAUUCGAGGUGAACGUGGUAACGCUUCGUACGAGUUGGUCUUUCCUGUUGUGAAUUUACCACCACUUGGCUUGGGUAUGUAUGAAGUUAAUAUCACCUCAAAUUUAAUAAAAUCUAAAUCAAAAAAGGUUUCUUUCAUCGCAAAGAGUACAGGUUAUCUUGUCAUCACAAACAAACAUCUUCGGUUGACGUUUUCGACCAAAAAUGGUCGUCUUGUUGAAAUUGAAAAUUUGGAUUCUAGCAUCAAACAAUCAGUCGAUCAGCAAUUCCUUUGGUAUAAUUCCAGUGUCGGGAACAAAGUGAGUGAUCAAGCUUCCAAUGCCUAUGUCUUCAGGCCAAACUCCAGUGAAGCUUUUAAUGUUAGCUUUGAUAACCAUGCAAAAAUAGCGAUAGUCAAAAACAGUGUUGUACAAGAGAUCCAACAAGUUUUCAAUCCUUGGGUUAGCCAGGUUGUUAGGUUGUAUUCUAAUAAACCGUAUGCAGAAUUUGAAUACACCAUUGGACCAAUCACAAUGUCUCGCGGUGCACUUGGUAUGGAGGUAAUAUCAAGAUUUGAUACAAAUUUAAAGACUAAUGGUAUAUUCUACACGGAUGCAAAUGGACGUGAAAUGCAAACGAGGAAACGUGAUUUUCGUCCCACCUGGUCAUAUGAAAAUGCAGAACCCGUAGCAGGAAACUAUUACCCAGUAAAUAGUCGAGCUUAUAUCAAAGGUGACACCGGAAUUCAACUGACAAUAAUAUCAGAUCGUUCUGUCGGGGGUGCCAGUUUAAGGGAUGGUUCAUUAGAGUUCAUGAUUCAUCGGAGAUUGCUUUAUAACGAUGGGGCUGUUGGUGGAGAACCGUUAAAUGAACCUGGUCGAGACGGUCGCGGACUUAUUGUUCGGGGAAGGUUUUUAGUUUUACUCGAAACCGCCAAAAAUUCUGCGAAAUUACAUCGCGUUGUUGCUGAAGCGGAAUUUUUGCGACCACAACUCGCUUUUUCAAAAGGAGCUCCUAGCUGGGCUCUUGGUAAUGACAAAGUUCAACGAAAAUUACGCGGUGAGCAAGCAGGAAGAAGUUACUGUGGAUUAACUCGUCCACUACCGGAUAAUGUCCAUCUGUUGACGUUGGAAAAAUUUAACAAAGCUGUGUUGUUGCGUCUAGAACAUCAGUUUGCGGUAGACGAGGAUAAUGAACUUUCAAAGCCUGUUACUGUUCAACUGAAAGGCUUGUUUCAAGACUUUACUAUCCUUUCUCUUACUGAACUUAACCUCAGUGCAAAUAUGAUAAAGAAUAAACGAAAAAAUACAAAAAACUGGAAACGAGAUUCGGAACACGAAACGAGUCGCAAUGCCAAUGAUAAGUACGACGUCAUUUUAAACGCAAUGGAAAUCAAAACAUUUAAACUUGAUAUCGAAUGGAAGCAUGCAUGAAGAUUUUCUCUGUUUUUCAUCUUGGAAGUGACGCUUGCCAUAUAAUAAAACCUUUUAAUAUUUCUGUAUUAAUGAAUUAAAUACUAGAUAUAAAGCGUCGGGAAUGAGAUCUCAAUGUGUUUUUACUCUUUGAUCAAUUAUGAAAUUUAUAGAUAAAACUGGAAAUAAACCCUGGUACUUUAGGCAUAUAGCCUC